Molecule: messenger RNA, 1947 nt
Organism: Drosophila subobscura
Lineage: Eukaryota; Metazoa; Arthropoda; Insecta; Diptera; Drosophilidae
Exons: 5
Coding region: 1-1221 (406 amino acids)
Source: RefSeq, a predicted model, not a curated record
AUGGAAGAGUUGUGCAGCAAUUUCGGACACUCGAGUACUUCUAGUACCGGCAGCAAUUCAUCAAUAUCAGCCAAGACAGCUUUGAGCGAGUGCUCAGCCGCUUGGAUCAAUUACUUGAGUGCUCUGAAUAGUCUAUGCACUUCUGGGUCCAAGUUGGCGCACUCCAUUGCAGUCUUAGAGCAGUGGUCAUUGAAUGAGAAGCCGCUGUUCAACAAUUAUACUACAUCCUAUUUAACAAAUUCAUGGAAUGAUCUGGCAAGGGCAACUACAGUGGCCACAGGCACUGUCAAAACUCACAUGUUGGCCAUACUUCAGGACUUUGUUACAAUACCGUCCGUGGAUCAAUCGACUUCUGCCAUUAAUACCGAGCUGGAACAGAAGCGACUCAGAGAGCAUAAUGAGCUUAUCGUUCUGGAAAAUGCACAAUCCGUAAUCAACAUUCAGCAUCAGUUCUGUGCAGCUAGCUAUGAUGCAUUUUCAUCGCUAACCUGUUGUUUCGUUUGCCAAUCCCCAGUUGGGUUUCCACAUGAACAAGACUGCAGCGUUAUUAAGCAGCGCUCUCAAUACGAUCAACGAUCGCAAACGCCAUCGCCAAACUUGUGCGUCUCAAAUGUCAAAUCGGAAUCGUCGAAAGGAAAUUCGCUUACCGAUCAGCGCCCCAUUGCAAUUGGAAUUACGGAAUCAGUGGAACAACCGCGCUGUCCAUCGCCGCUGUUAACAUAUCACGACCCAAAUCCAAUGCAGGCUAUUUUCGAACACACUCGCGGUCCGUUGCCAAACCCGGGACACUUGCUCUCAAUGAAGACGCCAUUCCACCGAAAUGUCAAAUCCUCUUUAAGCUUUCCGCUGUUUCCUUUGAAUGGUCAGCGCCGUUGGUCAGAAGCUGCUGCCGGUGAAGUUAUAGAUGGCAACGCUACAGAUCCGGAAAGUCAGAUGAGAAGGUGGUCUAUGCCUUGGGAGGCCACAAAGUCUGACACCAACACGGUGACAUGGAACCAAACGCGAAUAAUGCCAAUGAAUACAUUAAAGACUGCUUCUUACAAAAUGUCUAGCUCUGACCGAUACACUUCCCAUAAUUCUGAUGGAAACUGCCCUUUGCAGUCAAGCAGUCAGGAUGGUCUACUGGAAGCCAUUCAGUUACUCUCAAUAAAACCAACCACAAUGAAUCAAAUAAAUCCUCAUUCUAUGCCGCCCACCUCCCCGGAUGGCGGCAUAGACUAACUAUAAACGUGGAAUAAUGUGUGUUUUGUUUGUCAAUGUGUAAUGCUGUUGGGAAAGUUUUUAUUUACAACAUGGAAUUACGUACCCAAAGAAAUACUAUUUCACAAAUUUGGAAUGAUUUAUGGCUGGGGUCGCGUACUUUUCAAGAUGAUUUCCACUGCAAAACGAGAAUUUUCAAUCUAUAGUAUGUUAAUCUACUAGUAAAAGAUUUUAUUUGUGCUUGUAUAAUGCCAUUCAUUAUAAGUAGGUAAAUCUUACACACUUAAUGUUAUGUAAAGUUUCGGUUUUAAAAUUUAAAUUAUGACACUAGUGAGAUAUUUUCUAUUUCUUAUUGCUACGAACACUUAUAGUUAAAAUAUCAUAAUAUGAUCUAUCUUUCUCUUUUUUCAAUGAUGUUAAUUACACAUACGCACAUAUUUUUAUACACAAACAUACAUAUUUAUGUGUGCAUGUGAUUUUAUCGGUUUUUUCUUUUCUUUUUGUUUGUUUGUUACAAGUAUGUUUAUUAAUUAUAAGGUUAUCCGUAGUUCACUAUUCGGUGUUCACUAAUAGGGGGGAUUUCUAUCAUACAGUUUGCCAUAUUAUAUUUGUAUUAAUAUAAUAUUUAUUACUAGAUUAUGUUCGCAUGUGUGUAUGUAUAUUUAGUUAUUUCUUUAGAUAUAAGUUGUACCUAAUAUUUUAUUAUGGCUAUCGACUAAAAAAAUAUCUUGGAAAUGCCUUUACUUU